AAGACCGGGCAAUCCUCGCCCAGCUUGGUGACUUGGUGCCUUCUAAGCGAUCAGGCUCAUUUCUCAAACCUGAUGACUGGAGCUCAAAGGGAGUAUUUAUGAAAAUAUGCAUCAGCUUAAUACUGUUUUGGAAUUCAUGAGAUGGAAGCAUAGGUCAAAGCUAUUUGAAGAGAAUUGGAAGUACAAUUUUAUAGCCACAUCUUCAAGGAGUCAGGAAAAAGCAGUAGGAGGUGGAGUCAUUGUCAAGUGGUUGUGGCAUUCUACAAGAAAUCUCAUUGAGUAAAGGCAUUUGCAUUAGCGAAAUAACAGGAUCAAUUAUUCAAGGUGACAGUGUAACAGAAAGCAUUAAAACUGAACAAUGACUCGGCUAUAUAUUUACAUCAGAUUAUUAGGAACCUAUCUGUUCAUCAUUUCUCAUGUUCAAGGGCAGAAUCUAGACAGUAUGCUCCAUGGCACUGGGAUGAAAUCAGACUCUGACCAGAAGAAGUCAGAAAAUGGAGUGACCUUAGCACCAGAGGAUACCUUGCCUUUUUUAAAGUGCUAUUGCUCAGGACACUGCCCAGAUGACGCCAUUAAUAACACAUGCAUAACUAAUGGUCAUUGCUUUGCCAUCAUAGAAGAAGAUGAUCAGGGGGAAACCACAUUAGCUUCAGGAUGUAUGAAAUAUGAAGGAUCUGAUUUUCAAUGCAAGGAUUCACCAAAAGCCCAGCUUCGCCGUACGAUAGAAUGUUGUCGGACCAAUUUAUGUAACCAGUAUUUGCAACCUACACUGCCCCCUGUUGUUAUAGGUCCAUUUUUUGAUGGCAGCAUUCGAUGGCUGGUUGUACUCAUUUCCAUGGCUGUUUGCAUAAUUGCUAUGAUCAUCUUCUCCAGCUGCUUUUGUUACAAACAUUAUUGCAAGAGUAUCUCAAGCAGGCGUCGUUACAAUCGUGAUUUGGAACAGGAUGAAGCAUUUAUUCCAGUGGGAGAAUCAUUAAAAGACCUUAUUGACCAGUCACAAAGUUCUGGUAGUGGAUCUGGAUUACCAUUAUUGGUUCAGCGAACUAUUGCCAAGCAGAUUCAGAUGGUUCGGCAAGUUGGUAAAGGCCGGUAUGGAGAAGUGUGGAUGGGUAAAUGGCGUGGUGAAAAAGUGGCAGUCAAAGUGUUUUUUACAACUGAAGAAGCUAGCUGGUUUCGAGAAACGGAAAUUUACCAAACUGUACUAAUGCGCCAUGAAAAUAUACUUGGUUUUAUAGCAGCAGACAUUAAAGGCACAGGUUCCUGGACUCAACUUUAUUUGAUUACCGAUUACCAUGAAAAUGGAUCUCUCUAUGACUUCCUGAAAUGUGCUACACUAGACACCAGAGCCCUGCUUAAGUUGGCUUACUCAGCUGCCUGUGGUCUGUGCCACCUCCACACAGAAAUUUAUGGCACCCAAGGAAAGCCUGCAAUUGCUCAUCGAGACCUAAAGAGCAAAAACAUCCUCAUCAAGAAAAAUGGAAGUUGCUGCAUGCUGACUGGCCUUGCUGUUAAAUUCAACAGUGAUACAAAUGAAGUUGAUGUACCCUUGAACACCAGGGUGGGAACCAAACGGUAUAUGGCUCCAGAAGUGCUUGAUGAAAGCCUGAAUAAAAACCAUUUCCAGCCCUACAUAAUGGCUGACAUCUAUAGUUUUGGCCUGAUCAUUUGGGAAAUGGCUCGUCGUUGUAUCACAGGAGGGAUAGUAGAAGAGUACCAAUUGCCAUAUUACAACAUGGUACCCAGUGACCCAUCCUAUGAAGAUAUGCGUGAGGUUGUGUGUGUCAAACGUUUGCGGCCAAUUGUGUCUAACAGAUGGAACAGUGAUGAAUGCCUGCGAGCAGUUUUGAAGCUAAUGUCAGAAUGCUGGGCCCAUAAUCCAGCCUCCAGACUUACAGCAUUGAGAAUCAAGAAGACACUUGCCAAAAUGGUGGAAUCCCAAGAUGUAAAGAUUUGACAAUUAAACCAUCCUGAGGAGAAAUUCUAGACUGCAAGGACUACGUUCCCCAAGGAACGGGUGGAAUUAGCAUGGAAUAAGGAUGUUGUCUUGGUUCUCAGACUCUUUCCUCACUACACCUUCACAGGCUGCUAACAUUAAACCUUUCGGUACUCUUGUAGACUACAAGCUGGAAACUUCUAAACACUUCAUUCUUUACAUAUGGACAGCUUUAUUUUAAAUGUGGUUUUUGAUGCUUUUUUUUUUAAAUUGGGUUUUUAUGAACUGCAUCAAAACUUCAAUCCUGAUGAAUAAGUCUCCAGUCAAACUCUAUGUACUGAAUUGCCUGUUCAUAAAAUGGUGCUUUCUGUGAAAGCCUUAAGAAGCUAAAUGAGUUCAACAGAGAUGGAGAAAUACACACUUUUGCCUUCUACCUGAGAAAAUUCAUUUUGUAUCCUACCUUUGUAAAACAGCCUAUAGAUUACAAUCUCUUUGGGAUUCUGCUUAGUUCAUGAUAGUGCAUCCCGCUUUCCUAGAUGAUGGUGUGUGUGUGUGUGUGUGUGUCUGUGCGCGCACGUGCAUGCGCACACAUACACCAGUGUUCCUCUGCUGCCGUUUGAAUUAGAAGAAAAUAAUUUAUGAAAUGCACAGGAAGAUGUUGGUGGCUGGUGGUUUUGUGCUUUAAAAAUGCAAUAUCUGACCAAGAUUCGCCAAUCUCAUAAAAGCCUUUACCUUGCAAUUAAGGUAGCUUCCCGCCAACUUUAUCUUUUAACAUAAUAGUUGCUAUGAAAGCCAAGAGAAGUUUAAAGUGUUCAUAAAUUUGGACUAUUUCCUUCUACCACCAUCGUUUUUUUUUUUUUUUUUUUUUUGUGAUUAUUUUGUCAUGAGAAGCAUUCUAUCUGAAGUUGUAGCUUCUAAUGCCAUGAACCAUGCUUAUAACACUUCUUAUUGAAGUGAAUUACUGCAUUUGAUAGCAAUGUAAGUGCCUAUAAUCAUGUUCUGUAUUCUUUUUUCUCAGUAACUUUUAAAGGGAAGUUAUUUAUAUUAUGUGUGUAAUGUGCUUUAUUUGCAAAACACCUGCUCUUUUACAACCAUAUUUUAUAUAUGUACAUACAUUCACACUGUAGAAACCAGCUAACAUGUACCUCACAUCCUAACCUUAAAGGAAAAAAUGUUUUAAAGUACAACUUUAUUUGAGUUUUUUCAGAAUUAAUGCAUCCAGAGUAAUGUAUCAGAUCCAGGUCUUCAUUAACUUCAAGCAAAACUUCAUUAAGAUAAUACCAUCUGAGUUUUCCUUUACAAAAGAAUGCUAUAAUUAGGAAUUUAUAUGUCAGAGCUGACAUAGAUUUAUCAAUGACUCUUAAAUAUGUUUUUGACAUAGAUUUAAUCAUUUGAUAAUAUUUGGUUUUACAGUUUCUGGUCCCAAAUUUGUGAAGACAAUGAAGAGUAAGGCAAAAACUUUGAAUAUUUAGUACCCGCAUCUACACUAUAUAGCUGUUACUCAAUAAAAUGAUAGAUAUUUUAUAGAGGCUUUGUUAUCUCAAGGAAUACUGAUUUACUUAAACUUGCUGUUUUUAUAAUACCUUCUAAAUAUUAAUCUCCUGAAAAAACAACUAAUGAGAGCAUUAAGUAAAACAAAUUUCUUUGAAUAUAAUGUGAUUGUGUCACAAUAUAGUGAAAAGGUUCAAACCUUUUAAGAAUUUUUAGAAAGGAGAAAAAAAGUUUAAAUGGGGGAAACCAGAGCAUAUGCCCACCCAUCACCAAAAACUUGACUGUCAUUUAAAGCUUAAAUUAACAUAUUGUCUACACACAUUAGAUAAGUUUCAUCUAACAAAAAGUUUGAAAGUUCAUUAAGAAAUAAAUUUGCAUAUUGCUAUUACCCCAAAAUUUGCUUUUUCAGAGUGUUUCUCAUCUGUAUACUGAGAAUAAGGAUAUUUUAAUCAGAAUUACCAUGUGAUUGGAGAACACAAGAGAAACCCAAUUUGCAUAGUCUAUUUUUGCUUUAAAAAUAUUUAGCAUCUUAAUAAUGAAGAAAAUACAUAAAGAAAGGCAAACUUCAUUCUGGUGUGUGUAAAAUGGUGUGUGUAGCUGGGCACGGUGGUACAUGCCUAUAAUCCCAGCGACUUGGGAGGCUGAAACAGGAGGAUUGCAAGUUAAAAGUCACCCUCAGCAAUUUAUCAAGUUCCUUAGCAACUUAGUGAGGCCCUGUCUCAAAAUAAAAUGGGCUGGGGAUGUGACUCAGUAGUUAAGUACCCCUGAGUUCAAUCACAGUACCAAAAAAAAAAAAGUGUAUGUAGCCCAAAAGUAACAGAAAGUGUAUGAGACCACUGUAAAGAUUUUUUUAAAACUAACUUGAUCUAGUAAAAGUGAUAUCAAGAAUUAACCUUAGAUACAUGGUCAGUGAAACAUUUUCUAGUAUGACAUGUUCUUUAAAAAGCAGAUGCUUGCCAUAUUUGUAAUCCUAAAAUCUAAAAACAUUGCAUGAAAUUUAUUUUCUCCCUUUUGCUUUUAAAUUUGAAGAUCAUGUAGUAAAUGAAAAAAAGACCAGUAAAAAGAAGUAUUAUAUUGUACCAUAGUUAAUUAUUUGUAAAAUGCUGGAAACCAUUAUUUGAUUGCACUUAUAAUUUAGUGUUUAAAAAAAUAUGUGACUUCAGACAGUCAUCCUUAUAAAUAAUUAAAACAUAAAAACUUCAAAAAUCGGAACUACCAGAAUAUAAACAGCAAAGGUUAACCCUCAAGGAAAAUUCUUCUUAUGAAUUCUCUUUAUGCUGAACAUCUUCAGGAUUAAAGUCAUAUUAAGAUUGCUUCAGGAUUGGGGUAUAGCUUAGUGAUAGAGCACUUGCUUAGCAUGUGUGAGACCCUGGGUUCAAUCCCCAAUAAGCCCAACCCCCCAAAAUGGCUUCAGUUUGUUCAUUCUAAACUUUUACCAUGCUUUCUUUUUUUUUCUUUUUUGGCAGCGCUAGAGAUCAAACCCAAGGCCUUAUAUGUGCUAGUAGGCAAGUGCUAUACCACAGCUACAUCCCCAACCUACUGUCCUUUCUCACUGAAUAAGUUUCUAAAGUAUAAAAUUUAAAUCUAAUUUCUCUGGAAUUAUUUUCACAAAAGAAACUUUACUUGGAACAUUAUGUUGCCUUUUCAGUGUCCAGAAGUGCUUCUAAACUUAGAAAGUGACCUUUAUUUUCUGUAAAAUGUUUUCCUAGAAUGUGCCAUGUUUUUAUUUAUUCACUCUAACAAAUAUUCAAUGCUUUUUUUUUUUUUUUUUUUUUUUCCAGGUUCUUUUUUCUCUUUAGAACAAAAAUACAGUAUAGGUCCCAAGGUCACAUUUGAUAUUGACUAAUCAAAACACAUUUCUUUUCAUAUAUGUUGUUUGAAAUGUUAAACAUCUAAAAUAAUUUCAAGAACAGAAAUAUUGAUUUAUUAAAGAAAUUGUUGUCCAUGUACUGAUUAGUAAUAUUAUUGACAGGUCAGUGUAGUAAUUCAUCUUCUUGCCUUAGUAUUGUUAGGAGAGUCACAAUGGAAACUGCAGAGAGAAAACAUGUUCAUAAGAACCAAAUUAAAUCUAGAGCAGUAGCAUAUGAAUCCAUGUGGAAGGAUUGUCCCGUAAAGAAAAUACGUGAAUAUGGCUUUUGCAAAGGAUUUAAGCAUAUUGUAAUUUAAGCUUGUGCUCUGUACUCUGCUUUCAGUGGAAUUAUUUAAGCUCUUUUAGUGACCUUUGUCUUGUCCCACUUAAAAACUAAAAUGUAGUAUAUGUUGUAUAAAAUGAAAAUAUCAUUGUAGCUUACUUAGGGAAACUGUAUAUAGGCAUUGAAAAAAGGGUUUAAAAAAGCAGUUUUAUGCAAUUGUAAAACACCAAAAAUAGAUUCAUCUUUGAUAUGUAACACACUAAAUGUAUUUUGUACAGCAUCUGGUUUAAAAGGUGCCUUAAGUUUACCAUUAAUUGCUUUGUUCUAUAUUCAGAUUAUGUCCAAUGUAUCAUUUUUAAGUAAAUGACCUUAUUUUAGUAUA
Messenger RNA from Sciurus carolinensis (gray squirrel), 5938 nucleotides. RefSeq names its product bone morphogenetic protein receptor type 1A (gene Bmpr1a). The record is from RefSeq and is a predicted model, not a curated record. Gene Ontology annotation, molecular function: SMAD binding; ATP binding; transforming growth factor beta receptor activity, type I. Gene Ontology annotation, cellular component: signaling receptor complex; plasma membrane. NCBI's taxonomy places the organism in Eukaryota, Metazoa, Chordata, Mammalia, Rodentia, Sciuridae. Gene Ontology annotation, biological process: dorsal/ventral pattern formation; cellular response to growth factor stimulus; protein phosphorylation.